Messenger RNA from Cylas formicarius (sweet potato weevil), 3579 nucleotides. It is a transcript of the gene ASPP, whose product is annotated as apoptosis-stimulating of p53 protein 2. Gene Ontology annotation, molecular function: p53 binding. Gene Ontology annotation, cellular component: nucleus. The record is from RefSeq and is a predicted model, not a curated record. The transcript is spliced from 11 exons. Gene Ontology annotation, biological process: regulation of apoptotic process. NCBI's taxonomy places the organism in Eukaryota, Metazoa, Arthropoda, Insecta, Coleoptera, Brentidae. The coding region runs from base 219 to 3308 and encodes 1029 amino acids.
CAAUUUUAGGGGUUGGUAUCUUCUCGGAACAUUCGGGACGGCCCUUUUGUUCUCGUAAGGUAUUUUUUGGUAUACGACAAGUGCUUGGAGCACUACCUGUCAUGGGCGGUUGGUGAUUCGAGAAAUGUGCUUCUUUGGGUUUUGUUUUUUAUUUUUCGCCAUGGGCGUCUGCAAAACAAAUUAAGAAAUUCCGCAGCAUGGAAGCAAAAUAGGGGAUAAUGCUGGCGUGCGUUUGUCAGCCGGGAGAUCCGUCUGUUUUUAGACGAUCUCCCAUUCCGUUGGGCGCUCCGCCGCUGCGCCUUCCCGUCACAAACCGGGAACCGAAACCCGGCACAUCCAUCCGGGUGUAUCCACCAUCGACGUACAACGACCGACAAAUAUCAAGGAACGUCGAGAGACUGGUGAAACUAGGACGAAGCUCCCAGACCAACAAAACGAAUGCAAAAUCAAACGACAAUACUUUAUCGGCCUGUGAUCUCGAGCGUAGACAUGUUAAGGAUGAAGUUGGCGAGAGAAAGACUCUCGCAAACGGCAAGCUACCCGACGAAGUGCAGUUAACCCUGAGUGAACUGCGCGAGAUGGCGUGCAGACAGCAGGCGCAGAUCGACUCUCAGCAUCAGCUGUUGGCCGCUAAAGAACAGCGGUUGCGUUACCUCAAAGAGCAGGAGGCGCGACAGCAACGCGUACACGCCGAAAGCGAACGGCUGCGCAGAUUGCGAGAGCGCGUGGACGCGCAGGAGCUGAAGCUGCGCAAGCUGCGCGCGCUGCGCGGACAAGUGGACCACCAAAAGCAAAACAACAUUUCCCUUACAAGUGACCUUGAUUCGAUACGAGCGCUUUUCAAUGAAAAGGAAAAGGAGUUAUCGUUGGCGGUGGCCAAAGUUGAGGAGUUGACGAGGCAACUCGAGGAACUUAGGCGAGGCAGGACGACAAGAGACGCACCUCCGGCAUCCGCUUUGGAACUGGAUAAGCUUCGCAGAGAACUAAUGUACCGAAACAAAUUGAACGAGCAACAAAAUCAAAGAUUGAACCAACAACGCGAAGCGCUGACCGCCCGACAGGAGGAAAUGAGCGCGAUUGAUAAGCGAAUAUCGGAACUGCAAGAGCGACUGCACCGAAAAAGAUUGCUCAAUCAGCAGCUGGCCAGUCAGAUUAGUGCCGCUUCACACAAGGCCGCUUACCACCAAUUAGUCAGAUUAACUGGAAACGCGGAUCAAAACAAUCCAACAUUUGCAAGGAAACCGCAGAAUGGAAAUAAUGCGCUGAGUGGAUUGCUGCGUAGCAACAUUGCUGCAGUUGAACCCUACAACCAUGUUCCUUUACAAUCAAAUCAACAAAUCAGAGGAGUAAACCAAAAAGAUGAGAAUUCCACAUAUCAUUCGAUAUAUCAACAAAACCAACAUAUCAAACAAGACUCCAAUCAAAACGCCAACCUAUUGGAACCUCAACUUUCUGGCAACGUGGCAAAUUUCUACCCACGGACCGAUGAGAGCGAAAACUUUAAAGAAUUCGCGGUGUCCAAAUCUGAUCCUAAGUACCAGACGUUGCCGUAUAAUACGAAAUUCACUGUUAAUUUGGUUCCCAAUAUGCCUAAAAUUAAAAAUGACAACUUUGAACACAACGAACUUAAGGAAGGCGCGGCCUACGCUCAAAGUGUAAUUAACAAUAACACCAAUAUUCAAUCAAUGCACAUGACAGUGCACAGUGCACCUUUGAACACCAUUAAUAAAAAUAUAGCGACUCCAUUGAACCAGCAUGAUUUGUUAAGUAAGAAGAAUAGCGAUGCAAAAGAUCAGAAUAUCGUAAAUGAUGAAGAUUCGAACGAAGUGGAGGCGAAGUCACUAAACGAUCCUUUAAAUUUGAAAGCAGCUUAUCAGAAACCCAUUAGCAGUGUGGCCCCGACGUCCAUUCACCACACAGGCAUACCAUCAACCGUCUAUCAAACAUCAUCAAUAAAAGUUCAGCCGGUAGAACCACAAACUAUAUCUGUAUCCACCAAAAUUGCGGCGCCCGUUUCCUACAGCAGUCCUAUAAGUAACGUGCAAUCACUUCAAAACUCCACUUUGUCCCCACCCCAAUCUGCAAGUACUCCUUUAAGCAGUUCGGAAAUUGAUAAAUCACCGAAACCGGCCUUGCCCCCAAAACCUGCCAUAAAACCACCUCCUAGGCAGACCCAGUUAAUCAAUGAAGAGAGCUUAAAACCCCCGCCCCUUCCACUUUGUGAUCCACCCGAUGAAAACGUCGAUGCUAUAACCAAACCGCCGAUGGUAUCCAAUCAUAAAGCUCUGGGUGUCGACUCGUCUAUAAACAAGCCUAAUCUUAUGGCUCAAUCUGAAAAGAUUAUCAAGGCGAAGCCGCUUAACAUUAAGAAACAGCCUCUGUUUGAACAGCCAAAAUUAAGGAGCUAUAAUUCAUAUUCAAAGAUGAAUGGCAUAGCUUUAAACUCGAGGAAGAUGGAAAUGCCGCCAUAUUUUCCAUUUAUCGAGAAUCACACCGCCGAGAAACCAGACCCCUUAAGGCCGACUAUCCAGGAGAAAGAUGCUAGAGACGAGCCUGAUAAACUAUCUCCCUCGUCUGUAGAAGAGGUGUCCGAGUGUAAAGACCCAAACAAAGACGACUGCGUUAUCAGACGAUGCAAAAAAGGCAAUUUGAAACAAACGGGUAAAACGAACCUCUCCAGGCGGGUUAGUUUCGAUCCAUUGGCUCUACUGUUGGACGCCAGUUUGGAAGGGGAAUUGGAAUUGGUUAAAAAAACGGCCUCUCAAGUCACCAAUCCAAGUGCGGCAAACGACGAAGGCAUAACGGCGUUACACAACGCAAUCUGCGCGGGGCACUUUGAAAUCGUCAAAUUUCUGGUAGAAUUCGGAUGUGACGUCAAUGCGCAGGACAGUGACGGGUGGACGCCCUUGCAUUGUGCGGCCAGUUGCAAUAAUUUGACGAUGGUCAAAUUCCUCGUCGAACACGGCGCCUGCAUUUUUGCAACGACUUUAAGUGAUCACGAAACUGCAGCUGAGAAGUGCGAGGAAGAUGAGGAAGGCUUCGACGGUUGUUCGGAAUAUUUGUACAGUGUACAAGAAAAGUUAGGUAUUUUAAAUGGCGGUACGGUGUAUGCGGUAUUUGACUAUACUGCACAACAGCCAGAUGAGAUUAGUUUCACAGCCAGCCAGCAAUUCACUGUUUUAAGAAAAGGCGAUGAGAACGAACGUGAGUGGUGGUGGUCCAAGUUAGGAGACAAAGAAGGCUACAUCCCAAGGAACUUACUUGGGCUAUAUCCGAGAGUGCAAAGAGAUGAAGAGGUCACCCAUUGAAGUGCAAGCAAUUUAUUAAAAUGAUCCUCGAAAGUCAGUGUACCUUGUAUGAUUUUUCUUAAAAUUUUCAAUUGUUUUAUAACGUUCACCUUUGCUCAUUAUAUAGUGUUAUAUUGUCCAGUUAAAGGUAGAACUUUAUUGUUAAUUUAUAAUCCGUUAUCUGUUGUUAUGCUUUAAUGUAAUAAUAAUCAUUUUAAUAUAUUUUUAAAUAUUGUAUAUACUAUAAAUAUAAAAUGAAAAUUAUUUACAUUAAAUAAUAUUGUCCAUUAAC